GGCGGCGGCGGCGGCGGUGGCGGCGGCGGGUCGCGCCCUAGCGCGCGCCUGGUCGUCUCCGAGCCCCAGUGGUUAGGCUCUAGCCCCAGGGUCCCCGGCGGUGCGCGAGGCAAGAUGUUGAGGCGCAGCCUGGAAAGCCGGGAUGCUCAAACCAGACAACUGCAAGAUGCUGUCACAAAUGUGGAGAAGCAUUUUGGAGAGCUGUGCCAAAUCUUUGCUGCUUAUGUGCGGAAAACUGCCAGACUGCGAGACAAAGCAGACCUCCUAGUGAAUGAGAUCAACGUGUAUGCCUCUACAGAGACACCGAACCUAAAGCAGGGCCUGAAAAACUUUGCUGAUGAGUUUGCCAAGCUUCAGGAUUAUCGCCAAGCUGAGGUUGAAAGACUUGAAGCCAAAGUAGUUGAACCUUUGAAAGCUUAUGGAACCAUUGUAAAAAUGAAACGAGAGGACCUCAAAGCAACAUUAACAGCAAGGAAUCGAGAAGCUAAGCAGUUAACUCAGUUAGAAAGAACACGUCAGCGAAACCCAUCUGAUCGUCAUGUAAUUUCACAGGCAGAAACUGAAUUACAGAGAGCUACAAUGGAUGCUACCCGAACCACUCGUCAUUUAGAGGAAACUAUUGACAAUUUUGAAAAGCAGAAAAUAAAGGAUAUCAAGAAUAUAUUUUCCGAAUUUAUCACUAUCGAAAUGUUAUUUCAUGGCAAGGCUUUAGAGGUCUACACUGCUGCCUACCAAAAUAUACAAAAGAUUGAUGAGGAUGAAGAUUUAGAGGUUUUCCGAAAUUCUCUGUAUCCACCAGAUUACUCAUCUCGUUUAGAUAUUGUAAGAGCAAAUUCAAAGUCACCUCUUCAGAGAUCACUGUCAGCUAAGUGUGUAUCUGGAACAGGUCAGAUAUCUACCUGUCGACUAAAAAAGGAUCAACAAGCAGAUGAUGAUGAUAAGGAUGAUGAAGACUUAGAUAUUACAGAAGAUGAAAAUUAAUAUUAAGUAAACUUUACAUUCCCAUUUUCAUCUUGAAAAUGACUUGAAAUCCAGUAUUACCAAAUUAUAAAACCUUCAACUCACUUAACGGGUUAAACCUUAAAAUGAAAUCCUUAACAAAUGAGAAAAUCAAUUAAAGGAAACUUUAUGACCAAAAUGUUUUUUAAAAAAUAUUAUACACCAAUCAUCUGAACAUCCUACCUAGGCAAGUUGUGAUAAUUUUGUUUCGUUUUGGUAUAAGCUCCACUUUAAAGAAAAUUUCAAAACAUUUCAAAUUAAUUCAUUAUACCUAGAGUUGCAACAGUUAUGUAACAAAAGAUCUAAUAAUUCCUAUUAGCUUCUUUUAGGUUAUAAUUAAUUCCAUGUUUUGAACACAAGAUUUGGUUACACAACAAAUUCUACUCCACUAAUCCUUAAGAGCUUUUACUUUUAUACUUUUGGUAAAACUUUAUGCUACAUCAUUUGCUACUGUUUUUAACAAGAAUAAAAUCCAACAGGAUAAUGGGACACACCAUAUCAAGUCUUACAAAUAUACACAAAGCUUAAUUUUUGCUUUCUAAAGUACAUCCAACCUGACACUGGUUUUUUAAAACACAACUGCUGUCAUUAUAUGUGAUAAUGUAACUUGGCAGGCAAGUAUUUGGAAUGUUCAUCAUGGGACAUUAAAAACUAAAAAAGAAAAAUGCCCAGGACAUUAUCUACUUAAGAUAAUGGGUACUUUAUUAGAAGAAAAAAGAAAAAGCCAGAUUUUUCGUAUCUGAUGCUUUUCUUUCUUUUGGUGAGGAAUACUUUAUCAUAGAUCCCAAUUAGGCAUGUAAAAAUUAUUAAACUCAGGGCUGAGAAUAUUGCCUAGU
Molecule: messenger RNA, 1835 nt
Organism: Perognathus longimembris pacificus (Pacific pocket mouse)
Lineage: Eukaryota; Metazoa; Chordata; Mammalia; Rodentia; Heteromyidae
Gene: Cibar1
Product: CBY1 interacting BAR domain containing 1
Exons: 9
Coding region: 115-981 (288 amino acids)
Biological process (GO): cilium assembly
Cellular component (GO): ciliary transition zone; ciliary basal body
Source: RefSeq, a predicted model, not a curated record